This is a messenger RNA of Anneissia japonica, 4837 nucleotides long. Its product is annotated as peflin-like. The coding region runs from base 29 to 964 and encodes 311 amino acids. Gene Ontology annotation, biological process: COPII vesicle coat assembly. NCBI's taxonomy places the organism in Eukaryota, Metazoa, Echinodermata, Crinoidea, Comatulida, Comatulidae. Gene Ontology annotation, molecular function: calcium ion binding. The transcript has 5 exons. The record is from RefSeq and is a predicted model, not a curated record.
GAAAUUGGGCCAAUUUUUGUAGAACAAAAUGGCGUACAAUUAUCCAGGCGGUGGUGCUCCACCUUCUCAGAACCCAUAUGGGCAGCAGCCAGCAUAUGGAGGACAACAACCAGCAUACGGUGCCCCUCCUACCGGGGCAGCUCCAUAUGGUCAACAACCAGCAGGGGGAUAUAGACCACCCCCACCUCAACAAGGAGCUCCAGGAGGAUAUGGUGGGCAACCUACAGCUGCUUAUGGAGGACAACCACCAGCUGGCUAUGCUGGACGACCACCAGCCGGUUAUGGAGGACAACCACCAGCUGGCUAUGGAGGGCAACCACCUACUGGUUAUGGAGGACAACCACCUACUGGCUAUGGAGGACAACCACCUGCUGGGUAUGGUGCUCCAGGGGGACAGCAAUAUGGUGCCCAUGGAGGAGCUCACUUUGGAGGUCCGGGAGGUUGCCCACCAGGUAUGGACCCAAAUGUUUACUCAUGGUUUGUAGCUGUUGAUACUGACAGGUCAGGGAAGAUAACAGCAACAGAGCUGCAACAAGCUUUAACUAACGCAAACUGGAGUCAUUUCAAUCAAGAGACUUGCAGAUUAAUGAUAGGAUUAUUUGAUAAGGACCAUAGUGGAACAAUAGAUGUGAACGAAUUUGCAGCAUUGUGGAAAUAUAUACAGGAUUGGAAGGGAUUUUUUGAUCGUUAUGACCAGGACAGGUCAGGACUAAUUGAAGCAAAUGAAUUAAGCAGAGCUUUUUCAGAUAUGGGGUAUCGUCUAUCAAUGCAAUUUUGCAAUAUGAUAGUCACCAAGUUUGAUCGGGUUGCUAAGAGGGCGCUGAAGCUGGACGACUUCAUCCAGGCCUGUGUGAUGCUAAAAUCAUUAACAGAUGCCUUCCGUCAGCGAGAUAGUAACAUGAGUGGGUCAAUACAGAUUAAUUACGAGGACUUCAUGUCACUUGCUCUUUUGAACAAACCAUAAACUAAAAAAUGUUGAAAGACCAAAAAAUAUUUGAAAAUAGGUGUAUUAUAUUUGUUUGAGCUCUAUUGGAAAAUAUUUGACCAUUUUUUUUAGUCUUGUAUGGUGUUAAGUAUAAGGCUCUGUCCUCUCUAUCAAAUUUAUGUGAUGUACCCAUAUACUUACUACUUAUGUGAUCCAUCUCAGGGGAGGAGGAUCCAGAGAUGUCCAAAAGGGGAGUCAACACCACCCUAGCCAGUCUGGGCCAUUCCCCCACGAAAUGUUUUUUCUAGACGCCCGAAAAUAACCUCAAUUUGAGUGAAUAAUUUUUUUUUUCUUUCUUUUUUUAUUUAUUUAUUUUUUUUACUUUCCAAAAGGGUGGGGUUGGGGCCGGCCUUGCACCCCCCCCCCCAACUUAAAUCUGCUUCUGCUCCUCAUCUACAUCGUAGAGCUGGAGCUAAAACCCUGUCCAGCACUUAAAAAGGUUUUUCUUCUGAUUGUGUAAUGGUUUUGGUUGCCUAACUUCUAUGUUAAAAAUAUGGGAUAUCUUAAACCAGGGGUAUGAUGAUGUCAUAUUAUACCCAAAUAUGGGCAUAUCACAGUUAUUUGUGACAUAAGGUUUGGUAGUUUUGACAGAGCCUAACAGCUGUAGGUACUGUUUGCAAUGCACAGCAUCCAGUAACUGAAUGUCAUUGUACAGUAGCUAAUCAAAAAGAAUUUUUGAAUGGUAUGCUAUAGAACACUCUCUAAGUAGGUACUUGUACAGUAGAUUUCCUCAACAAGACUCGAUUAUAUCUAAAAGCAUAUCUUCAGUGAUUUUGAUUUCAGCUGGAGCUUAUUGCUGUGGAAAUUUGAAGUUGAGGGCGCCCUGACAUGAUUGAUGACUGAAUGUGGUGGUUGCCAGGUUACCUUGAUUACUGCCAGGAAUUGUUAUUGAAAUUUACCUUGCUUUGUUGAUAAAUCUGGUCAGUUUAUCAGGGCAAAUUAUGAGUUGUUUAUGGUAUACUGUACUUCUUUGAUUGGUUUGCUUAUACCUCUCAAUGUAAUGGAUAAAACAACAAUAAGGAGCUAGUUGUCUGAGUGCCUAGCUUGUGGCUAUCACAGUGCAAAGACUCUGUUUGACUUGCUUAUGGCCAAGCAAAAAAUACAUUUAGUAUCUCAUGCAGCAGCAAAAAUGGAGGCAAGCAAGGAGAAACUAACUAUUUUUUUUACUUGGCUUGACGCAUUUGAAGCCAUAGGGAAAGACAUAAUUCGUUUUCAAUUUUGUCAUACAAAGUACAAUAUAUUUGUAGGAUCAUUUUGUUUCGGACAAAUUUUACGAAGAAUAUAAUGAAAUGCCAAAAAAUAUUACAGAUUUUUUGAUACUGACUUGAUUAUCAACAGAUUUAUUUUAAAAUACGAAAGGCUUACAUUGCCUACAUGAGUACAGUACUUGUAGAUGCGCUCUUAGUUGCACCCUAUAACGUGAAUGUGUUUGUAUAUGGCGGUGAACAUGUUAAAAUGUAACUCAUUUAAAUAAUAUACGGUAGAUUAAAUACAAUUAUGAUAUUCAUAUUGUUACACAGAAUAUCGGAAUACUGUAUAAAAUCAUGUAAAAAAAUCUUGCUAAAAAAAGAUCACUACAGUAUUUGAUUAAACAAAAUAUGAUGCUUUAUUUUGUCUUAAAAGAAAAGUUUUUUUCAUUAUUAACUGUACAAUUAAUAAUAUUUUUUCAUUGUUAUCUUAAUUGUCAUAUCAUCAUUAUGGAUGUCAAUCAUCUAUUUUUGAUUUGGGCAGUCAUUAUUUAAAGUAGUGUAAUAUAUUUUUUGCUAUUAAACUUAAUCAUUUUACAGUAUAUAUUUUUGUGGGAAACCCAAUGGGGUAGGGGAUCAAACCCAUUCCUCAAAAAAGUAAUUAACCCAUCUCUCUUAUGUAUUGAUGCCUAUUAGUGAAAUUCUGGCAUGGAUCUCUCAUUUUGAGAAAAGAACACUACUGCCCUCUGUAGAUUGUAAUCUAUUUUAUAGACAAACCCAAUUUGGAAACUUUGGCAUUCUGUAUAAUUGACACUCCCAUUGCUGGGUACAUACUUGUGGUCCCCAGCCUGCAUAUAAUAUCCAUAUAUGGUGGUGCAAACUAUUUAGAGUAUAGAUACGUACUAUAAUUCCAAUGUUUACAUUUGUAGUAGUUAAUUUGUAAGGAUCCCUCUGAAGCCCUGGCAAUACAUCUACAGAGAAAAAUUAUCACUGUAAAUGGAUCGGUCUACAAACCAAUUGUCCAAUGCUGUACUAUAAACCAUUGCUCUGGGGUGGAUGCAGGCUUUGGUGGUAGGGGGUGCGUGAGAGUCCAUAACACCUCAGCCCCACCGUGGUUAUGGCUGAGGUGAGUACAAAUUGAGAAUGCUGUAUAGACCUAGGUGCCCUGAAAUUGCACUCUCAUACCUUAAGAAUCUUACGGGUAAUUCAUAUCAACAAUACAAUACAAUUAUUUUUCUUAAUACAAUUUAGGGGUGCGAUGAACCCUUCACAAUGUCUGAACCCUUUCCCCCCCCCCAUCUGCCCCAGUUGCUUGCAGUGCCUUAUCCCAGAAUGAAGGUACUGUCAAUGCCGUAGCUCACUAUUGAGUCAUCGUAACCAUAGCCAACAAUAAGGGCACAGGUUCGCGGCCGCCUCGCUCCUAGUUCCGGUAGUGGAACAAGUCUUCUCUGAUAAGGACUAUAAACUGUAGGCUCAGUGUACACAAAUGCUCAUGUGCACUUUAAAGAACCCAGUACAUCUUUUGGGACGAGUAGGUGGUUACCCCGGUGGACUGGUCAUCUCGGCUGUCGUGGACAAAUGAAAGUGCGCCGGUUUACCGGCUGCAGAGGUCAUAAAGCGACCCUCGGGGGAGGAGAAAGUUAUUGAAAAGUGCAACAUCUAGUCCACUGCACCACGAGCAACGAUUGUUGGAAUGGCGCAAUAUAAAUGGAACGAUUUGAUUAUUUAAAUCUGAUUGGGACAGUCCCGUGACAAUUUUUCUAAUGGGUCCGCAUUUAAAAAAAUAGGUCCAAAUUAUGCAGUUUUAUGCAUAAAUGAGUCCACUUUUUGAAAAAUGGGUCCAUAUUUUUCAUAUUUAGCCUGAAGUGGGUAUAGUUUAAAUAAAUUGGGUCGAUUUUCCAUAUUUUUGGGUCCACAUUAUUUGAAUUUAUGCGUAAAGUGGGUCCACCCUGAUACUGUCCCGCAUUGUUUGAAAAUCCUGGCUAUGGCAUUGGGUACUGUAUAAUUUAUCAAGAAAAUAUAAGAUGCUUCCAAAUGGAAUACAGAAUAUGUUUUGUGUUUGGGAAAAGUAUGUUGUGUUUGGUAUAUGCUUUUUUCAAUUUUUCAUUUUUGACUGACCGGUGUUUAUUUUGUAUAACAAGUUAAUAAGAUGUCCGUAUAUUACCAAAAUAUAAUAAAUGAACAUAUGUGUGUUUAGUGGCCUAAAAUGGUGACUGCUACCAUUGUAUUUGUUCAAGUUUUGUAGAGGCAACUUCGUCAUUACUGUAGAUGUAUUGUAGUAUCAUAGUUUCCGUGUUCCUUUAAUGGUGGGUGGCUUUUUCUAGUUUGGUUUUAAAAAAAAUUGAAUCGCAUAUAAUACUUUAUAAAUCAAAACAAUUUUGUUAUGUGUAAUAUAUUGUGUGUUGUUAUUUUAAAAGUGUGUGCAGCUAAUGGUUUUUUGUAUUACAAAUUUUCCCCCAAAAAAAAUAUGGAAUUACUUAAUAUUAUUAUUUGACUUCUUUCAAUUAAUGAUGAAAAUAAAAUUUAUAAUAAAGGUUGUCAACUACGUGCCCAUGUACUUUGUCUGGGUUUUAUGUGCUUUGCUUUUAGUAUAUUCAAUUAUGUAAGGUCUACCAUUUUUAAUUUUGUAUAAUUGAAUUAAAUUAUUUCUAAUUACCAGUAGUAA